Molecule: messenger RNA, 894 nt
Organism: Sorex araneus (European shrew)
Lineage: Eukaryota; Metazoa; Chordata; Mammalia; Eulipotyphla; Soricidae
Gene: TYMS
Product: thymidylate synthetase
Exons: 7
Coding region: 1-894 (297 amino acids)
Biological process (GO): dTMP biosynthetic process
Cellular component (GO): mitochondrion; cytosol
Molecular function (GO): thymidylate synthase activity
Source: RefSeq, a predicted model, not a curated record
AUGCCCGACGCCGGCUCCGACCCGCCGUGCCCGCACGGGGAGCGGCAGUACCUGGGGCAGCUCGAGCACAUCCUCCGCAGCGGGGUCCGCAAGGAGGACCGCACGGGCACCGGCACCCUGUCGGUGUUCGGCAUGCAGGCGCGCUACAGCCUGCGAGAUGAAUUUCCUCUGUUAACAACCAAACGUGUAUUCUGGAAAGGUGUUUUGGAAGAGUUGCUAUGGUUUAUCAAGGGAUCCACAAAUGCUAAUGAACUGUCGUCUAAGGGAGUGAAAAUCUGGGAUGCCAACGGGUCCCGAGAUUUCUUGGACAGCCUGGGAUUCUCCGCCAGAGAAGAAGGGGAUUUAGGCCCAGUUUAUGGCUUUCAGUGGAGGCAUUUUGGGGCAGAAUACAAAGAUAAAGAUUCAGAUUAUUCAGGUCAAGGAGUAGACCAGCUGCAAAAAGUGAUUGACACCAUCAAAACCAACCCAGACGACAGAAGAAUCAUCAUGUGUGCUUGGAAUCCAAAAGAUCUCCCUCUCAUGGCCCUACCUCCAUGCCACGCCCUUUGCCAGUUCUAUGUGGUGAACGGUGAGCUCUCCUGCCAGCUGUACCAGAGGUCAGGAGACAUGGGCCUGGGCGUGCCCUUCAACAUUGCCAGCUACUCUCUACUCACCUACAUGAUCGCACACGUCACCGGUCUGAAGCCUGGUGACUUUGUACAUACUUUGGGAGAUGCACAUAUUUACUUGAAUCACAUUGAGCCGCUGAAAGUGCAGCUUCAGCGAGAACCAAGACCUUUCCCAAAGCUCAAAAUACUUCGGAAAGUUGACAAAAUUGAUGACUUCAAGGCUGAAGACUUUCAGAUUGAAGGCUACAAUCCUCAUCCGUCUAUUAAAAUGGAAAUGGCAGUUUAG